CUCAUUUCAAACUGCCGGCGAUCGCAGGUACGCCUACACAGACAACCUCAAGCUACAGACGGUGGACGACGCCAUGCUGACCGCGUACGCGGCCAAGAAGUACAUCCUGCCGCACCUGCUCAAGGACUGCUUCGCCUUCAUCGAGAAGCACGUGACACCGCAGACCGUGUGCCAGGUGUUCGAGAUCGCGCAGGUCAUGGAGGCCUACCCGCUAGUGCACCAGCGCCUCAACAUCAUCGACCGGCAGACGUACCACGUGCUCACCUCGACCAACUUCCCCAACGUAGCGCUGCACACGCUAGAGACCAUCGUGCGCCGAAAGUACCUCAACCUGUACUCGGAGUACGCGCUCUAUUCGGCCGUGGUCCAGUGGGGCCAAGAGGAGUGCUCCAGGAGGAACCUGGAGCGGGACGUGGACAACGUGCGUAGCGUCAUCGACACCGUGCUCCCGCUCAUUCGUUUCCUGGCCAUGAGCCCCGAGGAGUUCUGCAAGGGCCCGGCCAAGAGUGGGCUCCUGACCAAGGAAGAGUGCUUCUCGGUCUUCAUGAACAUGGCCAUCCCGGGGAUUGUGCCCCUGCCAAAAGGUCAGAGCCUGUGUUCGCAAAAGCUCUUGUAUGACGUCACCCCCGAGCACUUCGUGGCCCGCCGCUACCAGACCGUCUCCUUCCACGCGCCGUCGCGGCCGCGUCGGCUGUUCGGCCUGAAGUUCAUCGUGCCCACGCGCGACGUGUCCCUCGUGGGCGUCGGCUGUCCCGGAAGUUGCCGCUUGGUGUGCCGAGCGCCGAACCCAGCGUGA
Dermacentor andersoni is the source of this 796-nucleotide messenger RNA. Its product is annotated as BTB/POZ domain-containing protein 3-like. Gene Ontology annotation, biological process: neurogenesis. Gene Ontology annotation, cellular component: cytosol; P-body. NCBI's taxonomy places the organism in Eukaryota, Metazoa, Arthropoda, Arachnida, Ixodida, Ixodidae. The record is from RefSeq and is a predicted model, not a curated record.